This is a messenger RNA of Coccinella septempunctata (seven-spotted ladybird), 2701 nucleotides long. It is a transcript of the gene fand, whose product is annotated as pre-mRNA-splicing factor syf1 homolog. The transcript has a single exon. Gene Ontology annotation, molecular function: protein binding. Bases 91 to 2625 code for a protein of 844 amino acids. Gene Ontology annotation, cellular component: post-mRNA release spliceosomal complex; U2-type catalytic step 2 spliceosome; Prp19 complex. NCBI's taxonomy places the organism in Eukaryota, Metazoa, Arthropoda, Insecta, Coleoptera, Coccinellidae. The record is from RefSeq and is a predicted model, not a curated record. Gene Ontology annotation, biological process: generation of catalytic spliceosome for first transesterification step; mRNA splicing, via spliceosome.
AAUACUUAAAUUUUUCUCUGUGAUCUAAUUUUUGUUUAUAAGUGGAAAAAUUUUUCAAUUUUCCGUUGAGUUUUCUUGCAAAUAUAUAUUAUGGGAAUGGAAAUCAACAGAGUACCUUCGAAAAAAGAUGUGGAACCUAUGGAUAUUGAAUUUGGGGAUGAAGAUUUGCCGUACGAAGAAGAAAUAUUGAGAAAUCCCCAUUCUGUGAAGCACUGGUUGAGAUAUAUUGAACAUAAGAAGAAAUCACCUAAAUUCGAAAUAAAUUUGAUUUAUGAAAGAGCGUUGAAACAGUUGCCCGGUUCGUACAAAUUAUGGUACAAUUACCUACGAGCUAGGAGAAUACAAGUAAAGAGAAGAUGUAUCACUGAUCCACUCUAUGAGGAAGUGAACAAUGCCUUUGAAAGAGCUCUUGUUUUUAUGCAUAAAAUGCCUAGAAUAUGGAUAGAUUAUUGUGUUUUCUUGACAGGACAAUGUAAAAUAACUAGGACCAGAAAAGUUUUCGAUAGAGCGCUCAGAGCUCUACCAAUAACUCAACAUAAUAGAAUAUGGCCAUUAUACUUAAAUUUUGUCAAAAAGUUCCCUAUUCCAGAAACAGCUGUAAGGGUAUUCCGGAGAUAUCUGAAGUUAUUUCCAGAAAAUGCUGAAGAAUAUAUUGAAUACUUGAAGAGUAUUUCAAGAUUAGAUGAAUGUGCGAAACUCUUAGCUAAAAUAGUGAAUGAUGAGAAUUUUGUGUCUCGAGAAGGAAAAUCCAAACAUCAGCUUUGGAACGAAUUAUGUGAAUUGAUUUCACAGAAUCCUAAAGAGGUGGUAUCUUUGAAUGUCGAUGCUAUAAUACGAGGUGGAUUGAGGAGGUACACAGAUCAAGUAGGUCAUUUAUGGAAUUCGCUUGCUGAUUAUUAUGUUCGAAGUGGGUUAUUCGAAAGAGCUAGGGACAUCUAUGAGGAGGCCAUCCAAACUGUUACUACUGUCAGGGAUUUCACUCAAAUAUUCGACGCUUAUGCUCAAUUUGAAGAAUUGAGUUUGGGGAAGAAAACAGAGGAAGCUGCCAAGAAUCCAAAUCCUACCGAUGACGAAGAUAUAGACCUUAGAAUAGCAAGGUUGGAACGUUUAUAUGAAAGACGAUUACUCCUACUCAAUUCCGUUUUACUCAGACAAAAUCCUCAUAAUGUUGAAGAAUGGCACACCCGAGUUAAACUUUACGAAGGAAAGCCUCAUGAAAUUAUCAACACUUAUACAGAAGCCGUACAAACGGUGAAUCCAAAAUUCGCCAUCGGUAAAUUUCACACGCUAUGGAUAGAAUUCGCCAAGUUUUACGAAAAAAAUGAUCAAAUCGAUGAUGCUAGACUAGUGUUUGAAAAAGGAACUCAAGUACCUUUCGUUAAAGUCGACGAUUUGGCAGCGGUUUGGUGCGAAUGGGCUGAAAUGGAAAUCAGAAAUGACAACUAUGAGAUGGCUUUGAAAUUGAUGCAUAAGGCUACCACCAUACCGUCCCAGAAAGCUUCUUAUUUCGAUGACUCCGAAACUGUCCAAAAUAGACUGUAUAAAUCGCUUAAAUUGUGGUCGUUAUACGCUGAUUUAGAGGAGAGUCAGGGGUCUUUCAAGUCUUGUAAGGCUGUCUAUGAUAGAAUACUGGACCUGAAAAUUGCUACGCCCCAAAUAAUAAUAAACUACGGUUUGUUUUUAGAGGAACAUAACUAUUUCGAAGAGGCUUUUAGAACGUACGAGAAGGGAGUUUCGUUAUUCAAAUGGCCCAAUGUUUAUGAUAUAUGGAACACGUAUUUGCUGAAAUUCUUGAAGAGGUAUGGUGGGGAGAAAUUAGAGAGAGCGAGAGAUCUGUUCGAGCAAUGUUUAGAAAAAUGCCCACCAGAAUUCGCGAAGAACAUCUAUUUACUGUACGCUAAACUAGAAGAGAAUCAUGGUAUGGCCAGACAUGCGAUGAGUAUCUACGAAAGGGCAACAAGUGCAGUAUUACCAUCGGAAGUGUUUGACGUGUUCAACAUUUACCUGAAGAGAGCAGCAGAAAUCUACGGGAUUUCGAAAACCAGGCAAAUCUACGAGAAAGCCAUCGAAGUCCUGCCAGAAGAUAAAACCAUCGCGAUGUGCAAGAAAUUCGCGGAAAUGGAGACCAAGCUGGGUGAAAUCGACAGGGCGAGGGCCAUCUACGCCCAUUGCAGCCAGAUCUGCGAUCCCAGGGUGACCACGGAAUUCUGGCAGAUAUGGAAGGAGUUCGAAAUCAAGCACGGCAACGAGGAUACGAUGAGGGAGAUGCUGAGGAUAAAGAGAAGCGUGCAGGCCAUGUUCAACGUCCAGGUGAACAUGAUGUCCGCUCAGAUGAUCACCUCGGCAAACAGUGGAGCCAGCACUGUGGCUGAUUUGGCACCAGGUGCCAAUGAUGGCAUGCGUUUAUUGGAGGCCAAAGCGGCGGAAAUGGCUGGUAUGACGACGGCCAAUCCAGGACUCAAUAAGAUUAUGUUCGUUAGGGGAGAGACGCAAGGGAGUAGGGAAGAAAAGGUUGUUAAUCCUGAUGAGAUUGAUAUCGGGGACAGUGAUUCUGAGGAAGAAACUGAGUCCCCUGUUAAACAAGAUGUACCUGCUCAGAUCUUCGGCAGUUUGAACAUUAAAUGAGUGGAUUGAUGACUUUUUUAUGUAUAAAUUUAAAAUAAGAUGUAUGAAUGUAUUAUUAAUAUAUUGUUAUAAAAAA